Molecule: messenger RNA, 600 nt
Organism: Adineta steineri
Lineage: Eukaryota; Metazoa; Rotifera; Eurotatoria; Adinetida; Adinetidae
Source: the annotation of a GenBank genome assembly
AUGUAUGCACCGCGUGCAAAAUUUGAACGUAUUUAUGUUGUAUCACCAAUUAAAGUAGCAAUUAUUUUUCUAACAAGUUUACAUUGUUUAUUUUUAUUCGUUGCAUUUUUAACAUCAUUUUGGAUACAAACAAAUCGUGGUCAUUAUGGUCCAUUAUAUAGUUGUGAAAAACGUUCCCAUUCGAAUCAUGGUUUUAUAACAUCAAUAACAAUGGAAUGUCAUCAAAAUGGAUUUUUGUAUGAUACAAAAAUUUUCUCAAUACCAUUAACAAUUAUAUUAUUAAUUGUUUCAUUUUUUUUAUCGUUUAUAUCGGUUAUAACAGCAAAUCUAUCAUUUGUAAGAAAAACAUUUUCAACUCGUCAUCGAUAUUGGUUAUGUACAAUUCUAUUACUUCUAUUUGCUACACUCAUUGAUUGUUUUAUAUUAGUUUUUAUUCCAUUAAGUUAUCGUUUUGAAAUUUAUCAUUUUCAAUGGGCUUAUGGUGUUCAUUGUGGUGCAACAUUAUUUAUUUCAGUAUCAUUAAUUGCAGCUAUAUUAACUAGUAAUAUAGAUGAUGUUCAUUAUAUUGAAGCAAUUGAUGAUUCAGCAGUUGAGAAAUAA